AUGUUCGAGAACAUGACUCCACGUGUUGAAGCCAAGAUUAAAGAAGUUUAUAAGACACUUCAAGGACUUCCACAAGCCGAUGCUGAGGCAAAGUUUUUAGAGCGAGCGUCUGAAAUGGAGACCUAUGGUGUGGAGCCCGUAUUUGUUCAAGAUCGAAAAGGAAAUAACUUUUACGUCGGCCUUAGCCACGAAGGUGUCACCGCCUUUCGAGGCAAUCGUAAGGCUCAUGUUUUCCUGUGGUCAGUUUUGAUAAGACAAACCGCAUUUUACAUAUCGUUUAAAAUGUCGAAAAUACAUCGAAUAAGUUUUGACGGUAAAUUAUUUGUUAUUCAAGUCCAGUGGGAAAAUUGUGUUCUCUUUCGCAGUCUUAAUAGAUCCACAGAGGCGAAAAAAUCAAAAGCCAAUGCACGACUUUUUCGAAAGCCCCGAUUAUAUUCAUUUACCGGACGAUGUCAAAAGGAAAUGCUACAGAUGACUUCAUCCAUGCCAAAUAUUCCUCAGCCAAGUGUUUCAAGGAGUAGAAGUCUUCUGAACAUUGCUAUAAGUGUGAGUCGGAGCAGGCAGACGAAGAGUCAUGAGGAGUUGACUGAUGCUUUUAGCAAAUAUCUGGAUGAACAUACCAAUAACGCAAAAAAUGGUAGGUCUGUCUCGGUGGAUGCUCUUUCUGGGGGUGGGCAUUUGGUUGGGGCCGACUCCGAAUCCACUGAACAACUCAACCAAAGGGACACUUCGAAAUCUAGCCACGAUCCUUACGCCAAAUUAUAUCAAAGCAGUGAGUUGAUCUCCAAUUCAGCUUCACCGAAAGUGACAACAACGGGACAGAAUGGAGAGCUAUUACCAAAGGUCAGCGCAGCCGGGUCUCCAUUGCUUCCAAAGAGUUUGGAUGAUUUAAGUGAAGUUGCCAAAAAGGAGGUUGACGAAGUGCUAACGCAUGCAGAGAUCAUGCGAUUGGUUACACACAGCCAAAUUGAUGAAACUAAGGAGGUUAAGAAAAUCAAAACAGAGUGUGGAUCGUCUUAUGAAGAAGAAGAGAAACCUUUUAUUAAAACAACUCCAAAUUAUUCACGUUCAAACUCCUCCGACAAUAUCAAGCAUUCCAAGAAGGAAGAUGUCUCGGUUGCGAGCACAAAACCUCCACUCCCAUCUCCACUAUCAUCUCCGAGGAAGCUUGAUUGGCAAGAGGAUGAUAAAACCUCAAUACAAAAUAAAAAUUCUUCAUCAUCUGAGUCCUACUUGACACAGUUUAAUCAAUUUGAAAAUAGAAAGGUGCUUACAGACGGAACUGAAACAGUCUCAUCAAAUGCCUCCCCAGUUUCUUAUUCGUCAGCGUCACUCCUUUCGCCAAAGAUAAAAAAGAAUGUCACUUAUAGAAGCACAACAAUCGAUCCUCCUUCUGAUUUUGCCGAAAAAUACGCAUCUCAAUCCCCAAAAGAUAUUUAUUUCCCUUACCUUUCGAAAGUUAAAAACAUAGAUUAUGAUUUCGGAACUCACGAGAAACUCUACCACCCUCUGCGACUUGACAAACCAAGUAGAGAUCCAUUUUCUUUGCCAUGUAAAACCGAACAAUUGUCUGUUGCUAUAGAACCGAUCAAUGAUUCCAUUGAGUACUCAUCUACUCCUCAAGAACCUUCGAUAGGAAUCCAUGAAGGCGUAAUUAAGACACCGACGCAACUGGAUAGAAGUCCCCUUCUUCUUAGACAUGGCUACACUCCAUAUCGUGGUUUAGAGGUGAAUAGUCGCUACGGCGCUUCUCAUAGAAACAAGGAAGAAUAUCAAAGUAAUAUUGUUGGUCCGCACCCAGCGAUUGUCAAGGCUGGGUGUGCUCCUCCAAUCGCAGAACCAAUCAUAGUUGCUGAAUAUUUUGUUCCCUUAUGUGAUGACGAAGAGGAGGAUGACACGGAGGAAAGUAAGGCUGAAUCAGUUAAGAAUGCAGCAGUUAGUAGAGUAGUGGGGAAGAGUAAUCACACUAAAGGGACGGCUCCCACCCCUUUCGAUUGGAGUGCGGCGUCCGCCCGUAUGGAGAAAAAUCUCAAUGCAAAGAGUGCUCAAGAAACUCAGCGGUUAUCACCCAUGGCAACGGUUGUGCUGAGUCAAGAGAUUGUCUCCCCAAGAUUUGCUUUUCUCAUUCAGAAUAUAGAGGAUUGGAUUCAACGCCGUCGAAGUCCCUUGGAAGUAUUUCACUCCUCAAAUGUAAGUUCGACAGCCGCUUCUGGAGCUGUUCCUGGCGGUCCAGACUCUUCGAACCAACCAAUAAAGGCAGCAGCAGGUGCCCUAACCGCCAACAUCAAUUUGUCUCCCAUUAAUGAGCACGCCCUGAGGCGACCCACUCUCACUCUUCCAGUGCCUCGUCGAAGUCAAGCAAUCUCAAGUGUCCCAGACUUGAUCACAGAGGAACCAACUAUGCAAAGAACUCUCAUUCAAAUAUCCCAAACCAGAGGUUCAGGCGAUGAUGAGAGAAGACGAGAAGAGAACAAGAAAUUCCCUGAUGUCUCUCCAAAAGGUUCUCUCACAGCCGAUCGAAGUUCAACUUCAGGAGGGUCUAUUUUAUCGCCCACUUUGGUCCAAUUUUUAUGGUUCCUCGGGGUGUUUUUUUUCGUACAUCACAUUCUCAAGGUCAUUCGUGUUGGGCCAAUAAUGGGCUUCUUCGGUGCCACUGGCCCUGACGCUAUUGGUUAUUGGAGUGUUAUUGAAGCAGUUGUUGAUUUUUUCUUCUUUCGAAUUUUCUGA
Rodentolepis nana is the source of this 2727-nucleotide messenger RNA. Lineage: Eukaryota; Metazoa; Platyhelminthes; Cestoda; Cyclophyllidea; Hymenolepididae. The record is from the annotation of a GenBank genome assembly.